Messenger RNA from Fomitopsis serialis, 1429 nucleotides. RefSeq lists its product as uncharacterized. NCBI's taxonomy places the organism in Eukaryota, Fungi, Basidiomycota, Agaricomycetes, Polyporales, Fomitopsidaceae. Bases 32 to 1036 code for a protein of 334 amino acids. Gene Ontology annotation, molecular function: protein binding. The transcript has 3 exons. The record is from RefSeq and is a predicted model, not a curated record.
GUUGGUCCGAUUGGAGCAAGACGUUUGGACUAUGAGCAAUGUGACGUUGGGAGACCUGGAACGUUUCCUGGCAUCGUCAAGUGCGCUCGUCCGCCGUGCCCGGAAUUCACGAUGCCCCGUCAACGUGUUGCCGAGGAAAUCCUCUCCACGGUUUCCAAUACGCCCCGAUUAUAGAAUACGAACGCACGGGCCCCUGCCAUCUGUUCGACUGUGGGUCUUGCGGCCGAGAAGCGUUAUCACGUUGGCACAUGUCUGCCGCCAUUGGCGGGAGGUCGCUCUCAACACGCCUACGCUCUGGCAUCGCAUCUCCGAUUCAUGCACACGAACGCGGCAUAUGUUCUCCCAGCGCUCGGCUUCUGCUCCUCUGCACGUAUCGUUGGAGAACUCGCCUAGUCAUUUCAUGACGACUCUCAUAUCCUCCAACUCCACCCGCUUCCGGGAGCUGCACUGGAACAACAUCGCGGUCGAGGAUUUGAAGCUCCACGCCACCUUCCCUGUCCCGAACCUGGAGGUCCUCACACUCCGCGUCCUGUCCCUCGACGAGAUAUACUGCAUGCCCGCCAACCAGUUUCCUCUCCUGACUUCCCUCCAUAUCAACGACUGCUUCAGUCUCACCGUCCUUGACGGCCUCGUUCACCUCCUGCGCAGCAGUCCGCUUCUCGUGGACAUCUGUCUGGAGGACCCGUACGAGGAGAGCAGAUGGGACGGGGAACUCGACAACUCGUCGCCCCCGAGCGUCCGGGCACCUCUCGAUCACGCACGCAGGGUGGUCUUCGAGGGGCUCUCAGCCUCCUGCGUCAACUGGAUCCUGGCGCGCGUGGCGCUCAACCCCCAAGCCGCCGUCAGGAUCACUCGAUACAAGUCCUGGCCGAGUAUCUUGUCGGUCAAGCUCCUCGAUCUGCCCAUGAUCGGCGACGUGUCGAAACUGAGCAUCAAUUAUACCACCGAGGGGGACGUGAUUCUGAUGGCGGUCGGAUCGCACACGGGCAUUCGGCUCCAGAUGUCGCCCGGCACCCUCAGGGCAUCUCGCUGCUGAGCCUCCCCGACCUAGUUCCGACCGUCAGAUACGAGAAUUAUGGAUAGGCGGGGGGUGGACGGACCGGGUUAUUUGCGGCCCGCUGCAGCUGCGUCGUUUGCUGGGGAGCUGCCGUCGCUGGACCUCCUCGUCGUGCACGAAGGCUGUGUCAAUCAACUCACCGAGUCCCUCACUGAGCAUCAUACCAAUCUGGCGAUGCCCACGCCUGCUCAUACAGCCGCACCAAAGCCCUACAGGUGAUCCUGCGCCAUGCGACCGCGACGUCCGUCCUGAAAUGCUCUCAGCUGCCCAUCUUUCUGCAAUGGAUGUGCGCAUUGCGUAUCACCCACGACACUCUGACGAACUUCAAGACGGUGCCGGUCCCCAACAGAACUUCAAGUCCGUUACCUACAA